AUGCAGUUUGUAUCCUGGGCCACACUGCUAACGCUCCUGGUGCGGGACCUGGCCGAGAUGGCGAGCCCAGACGCCGCGGCGGCCGUGCGCACGGACAGGCUGCACCCGAGGCAAGUGAAAUUAUUAGAGACCCUGAGCGAAUACGAAAUCGCGUCUCCGGUCCGAGUGAACGCUCUCGGAGAGCCCUUUCCCACGAACGUGCACUUCAAAAGAAGGCGACGGAGCAUUAACUCUGCCUCUGACCCCUGGCCUGCCUUCGCCUCCUCCUCUUCCUCCGCUACCUCCUCCCAGGCGCAUUACCGCCUCUCCGCCUUCGGCCAGCAGUUUCUAUUUAAUCUCACCGCCCAUGCCGGAUUUAUCGCUCCACAGUUCACUGUCACCCUCCUCGGGGCGCCCGAGGAGAACCAGACAAAGUUUUAUUCCGAGGACGAAGCAGAACUCAAGCACUGUUUCUACAAAGGCCACGUCAAUACCGAGCCGGAGCACACGGCGGUCAUCAGCCUCUGCUCAGGAAUGCUGGGCACGUUCCGGUCCCAGGAUGGGGAUUAUUUUAUUGAACCACUGUUGUCCAUUGACGAACAAGAAGAUGAAGAUGAACAAAACAAACCCCACGUUAUCUACAGGCUCGGCACUGCCCACGGAGAGCCCUCCACGGAAAGGCCCGCGUGCGACACCUCAGAACACAGAGAUAGUCACAGUAAAGACAGGAGGAAACCGAGAGCAAGGGAACGGGGAGGACGGAGCAGCCUGGCUGACGACGUGGCAGUGCUCCAGAGCGGCUUCCAAACACAGGUGCUUUCUGCCGAUGGUAACAAGUCGGACAGCGCUAGAGAACAGAGGCCCCACAGAAGAACAAAGCGUUUCUUAUCCUACCCACGGUUUGUAGAAGUGACGGUGGUGGCAGACCGAAAAAUGAUGUCAUACCAUGGAGCAAACCUUCAACACUAUGUUUUAACUUUAAUGUCCAUUGUAGCCUCUAUCUAUAAAGACCCCAGUAUUGGAAAUUUAAUUAAUAUUGUUGUUGUGAACUUAGUUGUGAUUCAUAAUGAACAGGAAGGACCGCCCAUCUCUUUUAAUGCCCAGACGACAUUAAGGAACUUCUGCCAGUGGCAGAAGAACAAUACAGGUGGGAUCCAGUAUGACACAGCCAUCCUGAUAACGAGACAGGACAUCUGCAGAGCUCAGGACAAGUGCGACACCCUAGGUCUGGCUGAACUGGGAACCCUCUGUGACCCCUCCAGAAGCUGUUCUAUUAGCGAAGAUAAUGGAUUGAGCACGGCUUUUACGAUAGCCCAUGAACUGGGCCAUCUGUUUAAUAUGCCUCAUGACGACAGCAAUAAGUGCAAAGAAGACGGAGUCAAGAGUCCCCAGCAUGUCAUGGCUCCAACAUUGAACUUUUACACCAAUCCCUGGAUGUGGUCAAAGUGUAGUCGAAAAUACAUCACUGAAUUUUUAGACACUGGUUACGGCGAGUGUUUGCUUAACGAACCAGGAUACAGAGCCUACAGUUUGCCUUCCCAACUGCCAGGCCUCCUUUACAACGUGAAUAAACAAUGUGAAUUGAUUUUUGGACAAGGUUAUCAGGUGUGCCCAUAUAUGAUGCAGUGCCGACGACUCUGGUGCAGUAACGUGGACGGAGCGGAUGCAAACAGCAAAGGCUGCCAGACUCAGCACACGCCCUGGGCCGAUGGCACCGAGUGCGAGCCUGGAAAGCACUGCAAGUUUGGAUUUUGUGUUCCCAAAGAAAUGGAGGCCCCCGUGAUUGAUGGAUCCUGGGGAAGUUGGACUCAGUUUGGAACCUGCUCAAGAACGUGUGGAGGGGGCGUCCGCAUCGCUGUCCGGGAGUGCAACAGACCAGAGCCAAAAAACGGCGGAAAGUACUGUACCGGGCGUAGGAUGAAAUUUAGGUCCUGCAACGCGGAGCCGUGUCCCAAGCAGAAGCUCGACUUCCGAGAGGAGCAGUGUGCUCAGUUUGACGGGAAGCACUUCAACAUCAACGGGAUCCUUCCGAACGUGCGCUGGGUGCCCAAGUACAGCGGAAUUCUGCUGAAGGACCGGUGCAAGCUGUUCUGCAGGGUGGCAACGAGCACAGCCUACUACCAGCUCAAAGACCGAGUGGUGGACGGCACCCCAUGUGGCCAGGACACCAGCGAUAUCUGUGUCCAAGGCCUCUGCCGGCAAGCUGGAUGCGAUCAUGUUUUAAACUCAAAAGCCCGGAGAGAUAAGUGCGGGGUGUGCGGUGGCGAUAAUUCUUCAUGCAAAACAGUGGAAGGAACAUGUAUAGCAGUGCAUUAUGGCUAUAAUCUCGUGGUCCGAAUUCCAGCGGGUGCCACCAGCAUCUACGUGCAGCAGGAGAGCGAGUCAGGAAAACUGGAGGACGAUAACUACUUAGCACUAUCGAACAGUGACGGUGAGUUCUUCUUAAAUGGGAAUUUUGUUAUCACAAUGACCAAGAAGGAGAUCCGCAUUGGGAAGGCUCUGAUCGAGUACAGCGGCUCCGACAACCUCGUGGAGAAACUCAACUGCUCAGGCCGCAUUGAACAAGAACUCCUGCUUCAGGUGCUGUCGGUGGGGCAGUUGUUCAACCCCAAAGUGUACUACUCUUUCAAUGUCCCCAUCGAAGACAGGCCCCCGCAGUUCUACUGGAACAGUCACGGGCCCUGGCAGGCCUGCAGCAAACCCUGCCAAGGAGAGCGGAAACGAAAACCCCUUUGCACCAGGGAGUUCAAUCAGCUCACAGUUUCUGAUCAAAGGUGUGCUCUGCUGCCCCAGCCAAGCCCCAUCACUGAGCCCUGCGGCACAGACUGCGACCUGAGGUGGCAGGUGGCCAGCAGGAGUGAGUGCAGUGCCCAGUGUGGCCUGGGCUACCGCACGUUAGACAUCUACUGUGCCAAGUACAGCCGGCUGGACGGGAGGACCGAGAAGGUGGAUGACAGUUUUUGCAGCAGUCACCCCAAACCAAGCAGCCAGGAAAAAUGCUCAGGAGAAUGUAUCACCGGGGGCUGGCACUAUUCUGCUUGGACUGAAUGUUCUGAAAGCUGUGAUGGUGGAAUCCAGAGGAGAAGGGCUGUUUGUGUCAACACCCAAAAUGAUGUCCUGGAUGACAGCAAAUGCACAUAUCAAGAGAAAGUCACUGUUCAGAGAUGCAACGAGUUCCCUUGUCCUCGGUGGAAAUCGGGAGACUGGUCCGAGUGCUUGGUCACCUGCGGGGAAGGGCACAAGCACCGGCAGGUCUGGUGUCAGUUCGGCGAAGAUCGAUUAGACGACAGAAUCUGUGACCCUCAGACCAAGCCGGCCUCCGUGCAGACCUGUCAGCAGCCAGAAUGUGCGUCCUGGCAGGCGGGUCCCUGGGGACAGUGCAGUGUCACUUGUGGACGGGGAUACCAGCAAAGAGUGGUGCAAUGCAUCAUUGGGACCUAUGGCGUGUCAGUGGUGGAUGUCAAUGUCUGCAACACAGCAGCUAGACCAACUGAGGUCCAGGACUGCGAACUGCCAUCUUGUCACCCUCCGCCGGCUGUCCCUGAAGCAAGGAGGAGCACGCACACUGUGCCAAGAACCCAGUGGCGAUUUGGGUCUUGGACUCCGUGCUCAGCCACCUGUGGAAAAGGGACCCGGAUGAGGUAUGUCAGCUGCCGGGAAGAGGACGGCUCCGUGGCUGAUGAGAGCGCUUGCACAGCCCUGCCUCGACCACUGGCAGAGGAGGAAUGUGUGGGGACCCCCUGUGGCCGGUGGAAGGCUUUGGACUGGAGCCCUUGUUCCGUGACGUGUGGGCAAGGUAGGACGACCCGGCAAGUGUUGUGUGUGGACUACAGUGACCACGUGAUUGAUCGAAGCCAGUGUGACACAGAUUAUAUCCCAGAAACCGCGCAGGACUGCUCCCUGCCACCGUGCUCACGCCAGACCCCAGACAGGAGCCUGGCUCAGCACCCUUUCCAAAACGCAGGCUAUCACCCCAGGAGCCUCGGCCCCAGCCAGACCCACGUGCUCGGUGGGAACCAGUGGAGGACCGGCCCCUGGGGAGCAUGUUCUAGUACCUGUGCUGGCGGGUUCCAGCGGCGUGUCGUUGUAUGUCAGGAUGAGAACGGAUACCCCGCAAGUGACUGUGUGGAGAGAAUCAAACCCGAUGAGCAAAGAGCCUGUGAGUCCGGCCCGUGUCCGCAGUGGGCUUAUGGCAGCUGGGGAGAGUGUUCUAAGCUCUGUGGCGGAGGCCUGCGAACCAGGCUGGUGGUCUGUCAGCGGCCCAGCGGGGAGCGCUUUCCAGAUCUGAGCUGUGAAAUUCUGGACAAGCCUCCAGACCGGGAGCAGUGCAACCCGCACGCUUGUCCCCAAGACGCUGCAUGGAGCACCAGCCCUUGGAGUUCGUGUUCUGUCUCUUGUGGUCGAGGGCAUAAGCAACGAAGUGUUUACUGCAUGGCAAGAGAUGGAAGCCUUUUAGAAAGUGAGUACUGUAAACACCUUGCUAAGCCAAGUGGGCACAGAGAGUGCCGAGGAGGAAGAUGCCCCAAGUGGAAGGCUGGCGCCUGGAGUCAGUGCUCUGUGUCCUGCGGCCAAGGCGUGCAGCGGAGAAAUGUGGGCUGUCAGCUGGGACCUCGCAAGGUAGCCGGAGAGACCGAGUGCAACCCGUACACCAGGCCGGAGUCGGAGCGCACCUGCAGAGCCCCGCUGUGCCCGCUCUACGCCUGGAGGGCAGAGGAAUGGCAAGAAUGCACCAGGACCUGCGGCGAAGGCGCCAGGUACCGCAGGGUGCUGUGUGUGGAUGAGGACAAAGGCGGCGAGGUGCACAGCGGGCACUGCGACCCCAGCAAGCGGCCUGCGGACCGUGAGAGCUGCAGUGUGCAGCCCUGCGAGUACAUCUGGAUCACAGGAGAGUGGUCGGAGUGCUCGGUGACCUGCGGAAAGGGCUACAAGCAAAGGCUGGUCUCCUGUAGCGAGAUUUACACCGGGAAGGAGAACUAUGAGUACGGCCACCAAGCUGCCACCAACUGCCCGGGCACGCAGCCCCCCAGCGUGCACCCCUGCUACCUGAGGGAGUGCCCGGCCUCCGCCACCUGGAGAGUGGGCAACUGGGGCAGCUGCUCAGUGUCCUGUGGCCUCGGGGUGCGGCACCGAUCCGUGCAGUGCUUGACCAAUGAGGACCAGCCCAGCCACCUCUGCCCCGCGGAGCUGAAGCCGGAAGAGAGAAAAACCUGCCAUAAUAUCUACAACUGCGAGUUACCCCAGAACUGCAGGGAGGUGAAGCACCUGAGCGGCGCCACGGAAGACGGAGAGUACUUCCUGACCGUCCAGGGGAAGCUCCUGAAGAUCUUCUGUGCAGGGAUGCAGUCCGACCACCCCAAGGAGUACCUGACCCUGGUGCGCGGGGACGCGGAGAACUUCUCCGAGGUGUACGGGCACAGGCUGCACAACCCGACCGAAUGUCCCUACAACGGGAGCCGGCGCGACGACUGCCAGUGUCGGAAGGACUACACGGCAGCCGGCUUCUCCAGCUUCCAGAAGAUCAGGAUCGACCUGGGCACCAUGCAGAUAAUAACCACGGACUUACAAUUCGCAAGGACGAGCGAAGGGCAUCCCGUGCCCUUUGCCACCGCUGGGGACUGCUACAGUGCCGCCAAGUGCCCGCAGGGUCGUUUUAGCAUCAACCUGUACGGAACAGGCCUUUCUUUAACCGAGUCCGCCAGAUGGAUCUCGCAAGGGAACUAUGCCGUCUCCAACAUUAGGAAGUCACCGGAUGGCACCCGAGUCGUGGGGACAUGCGGUGGUUACUGUGGGAAAUGCACUCCAUCCUCAGGCACUGGCCUGGAGGUUCGGAUUUUAUAG
Eptesicus fuscus (big brown bat) is the source of this 5817-nucleotide messenger RNA. It is a transcript of the gene ADAMTS9, whose product is annotated as ADAM metallopeptidase with thrombospondin type 1 motif 9. Gene Ontology annotation, molecular function: zinc ion binding; metalloendopeptidase activity. Gene Ontology annotation, cellular component: extracellular matrix. Gene Ontology annotation, biological process: proteolysis; extracellular matrix organization. Lineage: Eukaryota; Metazoa; Chordata; Mammalia; Chiroptera; Vespertilionidae. The transcript is spliced from 39 exons. The record is from RefSeq and is a predicted model, not a curated record. The coding region runs from base 1 to 5817 and encodes 1938 amino acids.